GUUUGUUUAUGUUUGGCUCGAUUCAACGCAAAGUGCGCGGACCGUCUCGGAACAUCGUCGUCAUUUCUAUUUCCGCCGGGUUUCUUUCGAAUUCUGUGUUUUAAUCGCGUUGUGCCGUAUCUAACGUGACAAGUGACAAGUGAGAGAGAUGGCGGACGAGAACGAGAAUUCGUGCGACAAGUUCGACACCGAAGUCAAGCCGGAUAAGAUGUUUACGCUGAAAAAGUGGAACGCCGUGGCCAUGUGGAGCUGGGAUGUUGAGUGCGAUACUUGCGCUAUUUGCCGUGUCCAGGUCAUGGAUGCCUGCCUGCGCUGCCAGGCCGAGAGCAAAAAGGACACGCUCGGGCGCCAGGAUUGCGUCGUUGUUUGGGGCGAGUGCAACCACUCCUUCCAUCACUGCUGCAUGUCGCUGUGGAUCAAGCAGAACAAUCGGUGCCCACUGUGCCAGCAGGAAUGGUCCAUCCAGCGCAUGGGCAAGUAAGCCCCAGGAAGUGACCCCCGCACCGGAAGGAAUCUCUCGUUUUUUGUUUGUUUUUUUGGUGAAUGGUUUUAUUUCCUUCGAUAAAGUGUGCUUAAAAACGUGAAUAAAUAAAAUUGCAAAUCUGCUAUCAAUCAGAA
This is a messenger RNA of Culex pipiens pallens (northern house mosquito), 618 nucleotides long. It is a transcript of the gene Roc2, whose product is annotated as RING-box protein 2. Gene Ontology annotation, biological process: ubiquitin-dependent protein catabolic process; protein ubiquitination. Bases 149 to 481 code for a protein of 110 amino acids. Gene Ontology annotation, cellular component: Cul5-RING ubiquitin ligase complex; nucleus. The record is from RefSeq and is a predicted model, not a curated record. The transcript is spliced from 2 exons. Lineage: Eukaryota; Metazoa; Arthropoda; Insecta; Diptera; Culicidae. Gene Ontology annotation, molecular function: ubiquitin protein ligase activity; cullin family protein binding; zinc ion binding.